Xyrauchen texanus (razorback sucker) is the source of this 522-nucleotide messenger RNA. Its product is annotated as BAG family molecular chaperone regulator 2-like. The transcript has 3 exons. NCBI's taxonomy places the organism in Eukaryota, Metazoa, Chordata, Actinopteri, Cypriniformes, Catostomidae. Gene Ontology annotation, biological process: protein stabilization. Gene Ontology annotation, molecular function: protein-folding chaperone binding; adenyl-nucleotide exchange factor activity. The record is from RefSeq and is a predicted model, not a curated record. Bases 1 to 522 code for a protein of 173 amino acids.
AUGGCGGACCGGUCUGGACGACUACUGGAAAAUCUGGAUCAAAUCGAAAUGAGGGUGGAGGCUCUUCGUGAGGCAGCCACUACUAUGGAGCAAGAGAGAGAGUGUUUAAUUGAGAUCAUCCAAUCGAUACAAAACAGUCAGCAAAUGAGAACCAUUUGUGACGGGGAAAGGGAAGAGCUCUCACUUAUUGCCAGUAGACUUAUGGGCAGGACAUUAACAGUGAGUGUUUCUGUUGAUACGAUCCGCAACCCCCAACAGGAAGAGGCCUUGAAUAAAGCCACAGCCACUAUUGAUGAAAUCGCAUCUCAAGUGCUUGAUAAUAUGGAGGGGGCUCAAACGAGGCUGCAGGCUCUUCACACAGCAUGUGUGACCAAAGCAACAGCUGUGCCCAUUGAUCAGAAGUUUCAGAGUGUCGUGAUCAGCUGUUCCCUGGAAGACCAGAAGAAAAUCAAGCGGCGCCUGGAGACCCUCAUCAGGAACAUGGACAAUGCUGAGAAAACUAUUAGAAUCAUGGAUAAGUAG